Molecule: messenger RNA, 3073 nt
Organism: Pieris rapae (cabbage white)
Lineage: Eukaryota; Metazoa; Arthropoda; Insecta; Lepidoptera; Pieridae
Product: NADP-dependent malic enzyme
Exons: 14
Coding region: 84-2135 (683 amino acids)
Biological process (GO): pyruvate metabolic process; malate metabolic process
Cellular component (GO): mitochondrion
Molecular function (GO): malate dehydrogenase (decarboxylating) (NAD+) activity; NAD binding; malate dehydrogenase (decarboxylating) (NADP+) activity
Source: RefSeq, a predicted model, not a curated record
GAGAGCUCUGGCUCUGUAUGGCCUUCUCAUUCAGUCUCCAAACUUCUGUUUUCCUAGUAGUGGUAUAAAAUCUCUUUUCUGAAAUGGAAUUCUUUUCGCGUAAAGUGAAAUCAAACGGUCAAAUUGACACACGUCAAAUGAAUGGCGCGACUGUAGGCCUCCGAAAUAAACGGUUUGACACGGUCAAUAAAAGGUGUCUGUUUGCAGCCAAGAAGAAUUUGCAAAUGACGUGCCCUUGCGAUAGGGAAGGGCAGUGUGUACUCGAGAGUAGUCUGUUUAGGAAUAGGAGUGAAUCGGCGAUGAGUCCAGCGCCCCCCGCGCCGCGUGACAAAACUGGCGUACCAUUCAUUGCUGGCAAACAGUCGCUUGCUGCCAGUGAUUGGACGUGUACGUACGAAAUGGAUCGCGAUCGCAUUGGUGUUUGGGGCUCCGGGGACGGGCAAUCCAAUAGCCGGUUAUCCGGGCUCGACCGUCUGAAACAUCCGGGACUGAACAAGGGAAUGGCGUUCAGUAUCGAAGAACGUCAAGUUAUGGGAAUCCAUGGUCUUUUACCACCCAGGGUCAAGUCACAAGAGGAGCAGGUUAAUUUGUGCAAACUUUCAAUCGAAAGAUAUGAAGAUCCCCUGAACAAGUACAUCUAUCUUAUGGGAUUAUUGGACCGCAACGAACAUCUAUUUUAUCGCUUCGUGGGUGAGAAUGUAGCGGAGAUGAUGCCGAUCGUCUACACACCUACUGUAGGUCUCGCCUGCCAGAAGUAUGGACUUGUGUAUCGCCGUCCCAGAGGGCUUUUCAUCACCAUUCACGAUAAAGGCCACGUUUACGAUAUACUUAAGAACUGGCCUGAAACGGAUGUGCGAGCGAUCGUAGUAACUGAUGGUGAACGUAUUCUUGGAUUGGGGGAUCUCGGUGCAUGUGGUAUGGGCAUUCCUGUGGGAAAGCUGGCUUUGUACACCGCUUUAGCUGGUAUCAAGCCGCACCAAUGUCUGCCAAUUACCCUCGAUGUCGGUACAAACACACAAACAAUGCUGGACGAUCCCCUAUACAUCGGUCUGAAACAACGUCGCGUUCGUGGAGCGGCCUAUGAUGAGUUUAUAGAUGAGUUCAUGAAGGCUGUUGUGCGCCGAUUCGGACAAAACUGCCUCAUACAGUUUGAGGACUUUGGCAAUGCAAAUGCCUUCCGCCUGCUUGAAAAGUAUCGUGGCAAAUAUUGCACAUUCAACGAUGACAUCCAAGGUACAGCGGCAGUGGCCGUGGCAGGUCUUCUGGCCAGCUUAAGAGUGACAGGCAAGAAACUGUCGGAAAACGUCAUUGUUUUCCAGGGUGCUGGAGAGGCUUCCUUAGGUAUUGCUGAGCUGUGUGUAAUGGCGAUGAUGGCCGAAGGUACAGAAGAAGCCGUGGCUCGCAAUCGUAUCUGGAUGGUGGACUCCAAGGGUCUGAUCGUGAAGAAUAGGCCUGAAGGUGGUCUUAAUGAGCACAAGGCGAAGUUUGCCAAGGAUCACCCACCCGUCCGCACCUUAACUGAAGUUGUCACUCUGGCUAAGCCAUCCGUGCUCAUUGGUGCUGCUGCAAUUGGUGGUGCGUUCACACCCGAGAUCCUUCGGUGUAUGGGGGAAAAUAAUGAGAAACCGGUCAUCUUUGCCUUGUCCAAUCCAACCAGUAAGGCUGAGUGCACAGCGGAAGCCGCCUACUCCAAUACUGACGACCGUGCAAUAUUUGCAUCUGGCUCUCCUUUCCCCGAAUACCGCGCUAAAGACGGACGUAUAUUGCGUCCGGGACAAGGAAACAACUCAUACAUCUUCCCAGGACUGGCACUUGGCAUUAUUUGCGCGGGAAUUGUUGAUAUUUCCGAGGACUUCAUGCUUCUCGCUGCUGAGGCUCUCGCUGAAAUAGUGUCAGAUGAUGAUCUGGGCCAAGGCAGCCUGUACCCACCUCUAAAGGACAUUCAGAACUGUUCAGUCAAGAUUGCAAAGAAGAUUGUGGAGCACGCAUACAAAACUGGUAAAGCCUCAGUGCAACCCCAGCCUGACGACACAGAAGCCUUCAUCCGAGGUCAAAUGUAUGACGUUCGAUACUCGCCCGCGGUUCCCUCUGUGUAUGGCUGGCCUAAAGACGAACCACUUGUGCAACAAAUGUAAUUUUGCUUACUCCCCUAACUACAUUGCUAUACCAUCUAUUAUGACUGUACGGUCCGACUUUAAAUUAUAUUUAUAGAUCAUUCAUACAAAUGAACAAAAGAACGCCCAAUAUUACUACCACCAAUUCAGUAGCAUUGUUUAAGCAACGUUAUAUAUUAUGUUUAAUGUUAAAAUUCGGAACGAGUUUUCAGGGCCAUUUGAUGUAUUUAUGUAUUUGUUAACGAAGAGAUAGAACCAAUUCUUGCAAACUCGUACAUCUGUCAAAAUCAAACUAAUCCGUCAAGAGUUUGACAGAUAGAUUAGUGUGCACUUCUUUCUCAAUCUCUCUCUCUAUCUCGUAAAGAUUAACACUCAUGUUUGGUGCAAUCAGUUUCCGCACUUAUUCCGUUUUGGGUAUAUUAUUAACACCCAUUUACACAUAAUUAAUCCGUUUAAUUGUAUCGUUUUAACUAGUGUUUAUCUGGUUGUAUCGCAAUGUGAACAGAUUUUGACAGAAAGAGACGAAAAGGAGCACUCUCUCAGUCAAAUCAAAUUGAUUUUGUUUUUAAUAUUAUCAUAAGAAAAUCUCUUUUUGGCUUGCUCAGUUUUAAAUUGUAACCAUUAUAUUAUGCUCUGCUUUUGUAUGUAACCGAGCUGCUUAAGAUGUAAAUGUUGUCCAUUGAAAUAUUUGUAAUUUUCUAACCGUUUCACAAUUUUUAGAAUAUAGUGGUACUUAAAUUUUUGUAAUCGCCUUUUGGUGUUUUAUAAAUUAAUUUUAUUACUGUGAUAGUAGUCGAAUCUUUGGAAAUAAACAUUCCGAGUAUUAUUGUCAAAGAUUUUAAUUAUUGAUAAUAUUGUUUAAACCAUUUUGACCAAAUAUCUGAACUUUAGUGAACUAAACUAUUUAUUUGCUAAACGUUAGAGAUAUUUUAAUUUAUUGAAUGACUGCAAAUGUAUUU